AUGGUUUUGUCUGCCCCAGUUAUAGCCCUGGGGGCUACCUUAGGGACUGCAACUAGCAUCCUUGCCCUCUGCGGUCUCACCUGCUUCUGCAAAUGCAAGCAACCUGGGAAAGGACUCUCAGAAAAGGACCAAGAGGAAGACACGGAAAAUACUAAGCCCAGUGUGCUUCAGCCAGUCCAGCAAUUCAACCUUAAGAAAACUGCAGAGCCAGUCCAGCCUCGAGCACUCCUGAAGUUUCCCAACAUUUAUGGCCCCAAACCAGUAGUAACUUCACCUGAAAUUGUUAACUACACGCAGUACUCCCUGAAGACAACAGAAGAACCAACUACCGGAAAACAUGCUGGUUUGGAUGAAAACAGGAUGAAGAUACAAGUCAACGAAGAGCUGUUUGUUCUCCCUCAAAACGGUGUAGUAAAGGACGUGUGUGUCACAGAGCACUUGAACCCCGAGAGGGCAGCCAGCUGUAACCAGGCCCCUGAGCUGCGCUACUCCCUUGUGUAUGAUCAACAAAAAGCCGAGCUGCGUGUGGCCCUUCUGGAAGCUAUGCAUGGCAGAAUGAGUGGGGACCAAGAUGCUGGCUGCCAUUGCUACAUACUGGGCACACUGGUGAGCAAGUCCGGUAUUGCUGAGGCCCAGACAGAGCUGAAGAAGAAGGUGCUUCACACCGUCUGGGAGGAGAUCCUGCGAUUCCCGUUAAUAGAGGAGGAGAUACCAGAGGGGACACUGACUCUCACCCUGAGAAACUGCGACAAGUUCUCCAGACACAGCAUUGUGGGGGAACUCAAACUGAGCCUUGCUAACAUGGAGGAGUCCUUUGGGAUGUCCCAGUGGGAAAGGCUAAAGACCCCAGAGAAGGAGCCAUCUACAGGCCAUGGGGAGGUUCUGCUCUCUAUCAGCUACCUGCCAGCAGCUAACCGCCUGCUGGUUGUGAUUAUUAAGGCUAAAAAUCUCCAUUCCAAGCAGCUGAAAGAUCUACUUGGCAAUGAUGUUUCUGUCAAGGUGACACUGAGGCAUCAGUCCUUGAAGCUGAAAAAGAAGCAGACCAAACGUGCAAAACACAAGAUCAACCCUGUGUGGAAUGAGAUGAUCAUGUUUGAGGUGCCUCAUGAGCUCCUGCGUGCCUCCAGCGUGGAGCUGGAAAUGCUGAGCCAGGAUAGUGCUGGGCAGAACCACGUGCUCGGCAAGUGCAGCCUGGGCUUGCACGUCACGGGCACAGAGAGGAACCACUGGGAAGAAAUGCUGAGGAACCCCAGGAGACAGAUAGCCAUGUGGCACCAGCUCCACGUGUAGGCUCAUCAUGAUUACUGCCAACCAGAUUUCCACCAGGCCUCUGAGCCUGGGGGAAUAAGCUGCAUUUCACUUUCCACCUUCCCCUCCACAAAGUUGCUCAGCACAGCACUCUUCUUACACCACCUUCUCUGAUUUUCCUGCCUCAUCCAAGCCCAGGAAACUGUCUGGAAAAUGUAU
Messenger RNA from Pelecanus crispus (Dalmatian pelican), 1467 nucleotides. RefSeq names its product synaptotagmin 13 (gene SYT13). Gene Ontology annotation, molecular function: phosphatidylserine binding; SNARE binding; calcium-dependent phospholipid binding. Gene Ontology annotation, biological process: synaptic vesicle endocytosis; calcium ion-regulated exocytosis of neurotransmitter. Gene Ontology annotation, cellular component: synaptic vesicle membrane; exocytic vesicle; plasma membrane. Lineage: Eukaryota; Metazoa; Chordata; Aves; Pelecaniformes; Pelecanidae. The record is from RefSeq and is a predicted model, not a curated record.